GCUGGCUGGUAAACACUGCCAUUAACCCCUGCGUGCCGCACGUGCAGGUGGCACUGUGGAAGCCACACAGGUGAACUACAAAUCACAGAAUCCUUUGCGGGAGACAACUGGACGCAGCCAAUCAACUUACAAGAUUGUGGACCACGCCCCCUCAACCUCUCCCUAGGAAUGGCUGCAGUAGGUUGAAAUUUUCACUGUCAUUAUUCUCAUUAUAUUAUUAUUAUCAUUGUUCUUAUUAUAUUAUUAUUAUUAUUGUCAUUAUUCUCAUUAUAUUAUUAUUGUCAUAUUAUAAUUCUCAUUAUAUUAUUAUUGUCAUUAUUCUUAUUAUAUUAUUAUUGUCAUAUUAUAAUUCUCAUUAUAUUAUUAUUGUCAUAUUAUAAUUCUCAUUAUAUUAUUAUUGUCAUUAUUCUUAUUAUAUUAUUAUUGUCAUAUUAUAAUUCUCAUUAUAUUAUUAUUGUCAUUAUUCUUAUUAUAUUAUUAUUAUUAUUGUCAUAUUAUAAUUCUCAUUAUAUUAUUAUUAUCAUUGUUCUUAUUAUAUUAUUAUUGUCAUAUUAUAAUUCUCAUUAUAUUAUUAUUGUCAUUAUUCUUAUUAUAUUAUUAUUGUCAUAUAAUUCUUAUUAUAUUAUUAUUAUUCUCAUUACAUUAUUAUUGUCAUUAUUCUUAUUAUAUUAUUAUUGCCAUAUUAUAAUUCUCAUUAUAUUAUUAUUAUCAUUGUUCUUAUUAUAUUAUUAUUGUCAUAUUAUAAUUCUCAUUAUAUUAUUAUUGUCAUUAUUCUUAUUAUAUUAUUAUUGUCAUAUAAUUCUUAUUAUAUUAUUAUUAUUCUCAUUACAUUAUUAUUGUCAUUCUUCUUCUUAUAUUAUUAUUAUUCUCAUUACAUUAUUAAUGUCAUAAUUCGCCUUAUUUUAUUAAUGUCAUUAUACUGUUAUUAUUUUCAUAUUAUUGUUCUAAUUAUAUUAUUAUUGUCAGUAUUAUUAUUAUUAUUAUUGCCCCAUGUGGUCCCCGGGUACACAGCUUUGCAUCCCCAGGCUGUACACAGGGUUGUCCUAUUGAGUUGUGACUAUAAUGGGGUUAUGAGGAAUAAAGCUGCUAACACAGAGCAAAGUGUGACACAAUGACAGAGCCAUGAAUUAGCUCACAUUGACUAUACCAGAAUAAUCCUGAGGACAGUUUGGAGAAUACUUCUUCAAGGCAUCAUUUUAUUCCCCAGUUAUUCUAAAACUAAUAUUAAUAUUGAAUAAGAAUUCUUAAUAGGAAGGCAAAAAGCGCUACAUGGAGAUACCGUGACAUACAGUACGAUGACCAUUCCUCUCAUUCUGAUAUUGUGGUUCUGAACACCAUGAAGAGCUAUUUGUACAGUCAGAGCAUCCAUUUUUAAUUUUGAUGUUUGAAAAUAUUGUUUAAGGGUUUAAAUUAUUUUGUAUCCACUUUUACAUUUUAAUCAACAGUGUGUAACAGUGUUGGCUAACCGCAAAUGAAUGCGCAUCAAGGGAUAUGUAUUCUGCAAACGUCAAGGGUAUAGCACUGAAGAAUCGAUUGUCGCUUUAUACAUGAACUGUUUUGUGAUCAUCUUAAAUAUCACAUAUUUUUUCUGUGUUUCUUUUUCGAACAUGGUAAUAGUUUGAAUUAUUUCCCAAGGGUCAGAGAUGUAUGAGUGGAGAGAGAAAUCCGAUGCUUUAGUUAAAAUUAGAUAUCUUAAAAUGUAUCUUCCAGGGCACAGUUCUGUGAAACUGAAGACUGAGGUUAAGAUGGAGACAGAGGACGAGACAUAUGUAAGGUGUGACCAGCACUUUGACAAGAGUCCUGCAAACCUAAAUGACAGUAAGUUACAUAGGCAGAAGGAAGACUUGCGUACAAAAAGUUCAUUUUUUUUUCAUUGUGAAUAAAACCCUCUUAUGUAGUUAAGAAAAGGUUUGGUCACCUUACACAUACGCAAUAGAAUUAUGUUGAACAACAGAGUGUUGAGCUCAUAGCCAGACGUAGAAAUUCUGAGCUUCAGUAAAAUUUUCCGUAGGACUUUGCAUCAGAUAGGUCAGCAACAGUGUAUCCAAAUAUUAAAAUAAGUAACUGAUUAAAAUGUAGGCUGUUUACUUGGAAACCAUAAUAAUCUGAAUCUAGCUUUCCUGGUUAGACAUGUUGUUAUUAUUAUUAAUUCACAAAUGCCUCUGUGAACCACUCAAAAACCAAUAUGGAUGCUCCCUGGAUCCAUCUUUUUGUAACAUAUAACAUAAUAACAUAACAUAUAACAAGUAUGUCAAACUCGCGGCCCGCGGGCCGAAUGCGACCCACAAGGACCAUCUUUGCUGCCCGGCGAGCCGCGAGUACAUGCCUAAUGUUCCAAGCAGAGUAGGCACCUGCUUUCCCCACAUUGCAGGUGCCUACUCUGCUAACAUUGACCCGGCCGGGGAGGAGAGGUCUCUGGCGGCAGCUCAGGAGCUCAGUGUUCUGCUCCUCCCUCGCGCAUGCCGACUGAAGUGAAGCCGGGCGCCGGAAUAUGUCGUCAUAUGCCAGCACCUGGCAUCACUAAACCGUGCUGGAGCAGUGAGGAGCAGGAAAGACCCCAGGGAGAUGCCCCCCAUCGGCUCCAUAACGUAAGGAGCAAUAAUGAAAAGUAUGUGUGUGUGUGAGUGUGUGUCUGUCAGCAAGUAUGUGUGUGUGUCUGUCAGUGAGUGUGUGUGUCAGUGUCUGUAUGUGUGUCUGUGAGUGUGUGUGUCUGUCAGUGAGUAUGUGUGUGUCUGUCAGUGUGUGUGUGUGUCUCUCAGUGUGUCUGUUAGUUUGUCUGUCGGAGUAUGUGUGUGUGUGUCUGUCAGUGAGUAUGUGUGUGUCAGUGUGUCUGUAUGUGUGUGUCUGUCUGUGAGUAUGUGUGUGUGUCUGUCCGUUAGUGAGUGGGUGUGAGUGCGGCCCACAUAAACCUAAACCUUGUUUAUGUGGCCCGUGCCACACUUUGAGUUUGACAUGCUUGACAUAUAACAUGUGCCAAACAGGUGCAUAGUGACAGAAAAAUCCACAUUCCAUCAAGGUAAUAAUGAUUUCCUAACGGGCUUUGGAAGGGUUAGAAGUGUGCUUUGAAUGUGAGAUGGAAACUUUAAUCAGUUCUCCACUGCAGGAUAUGCAACAGCGAAGUCUGAGAUUACGAUUAAGAUCAAAGAGGAAGAGGAGUCCUGCGAUGAUGACGCUGGGGAGAAUGGAAGUCACCAACAGUCCUACUCAGGUAAAUUCCUCAUAGCACAGUUAUAUGUGAUGUUCCUAUAUGAUUACAGUAUUGCCUUGAACUAAGCCCCCUACACCCCCACUUACACUCUUUAACCUGCAGUAAAGCAAUCUACAGAGUGAGGUUCAACAUAACAGAAUGGAAUUUAGAUAACUGGGUGCAUUGCUUGGGGGAGUUCUAGGUCAGUGAAUAAAAGAUCUUUAAUAUGAUAAAUAAAACACACAUUGGUUCAAAACUGCACUCAUAUAUACCUCACUGUACGUUCAGAUUAAACAUAUAAUGCAUUAAAUCAUCAUUUCAGUAAAUUUUAAACUGUUGCAAAAAUAAGAGAAAAUAUCUCUAAAAGUGUUUAUGAUUAGUGAUGUCCUGAACGGUUCGCCGCGGACUCAUCAUUGAGUAAACUUUGACCCUGUACCUCACAGUCAGCAGACACAUUCCAGCCAAUUAGCAGCAGACCCUCCCUCCCAGACCCUUCCACCUUCUGGACAGCUCACUAAGAAUGCAGCUUCAAAAUGGAUGCUGUCCAGGAGAUGGGAAGAGCUGGGAGGGAGGGUCUGCUGCUGAUUGGCUGGAAUGUGUCUGCUGACUGUGAGGUACAGGGUCAAAGUUUACUCAAUGACGAGUCUGCUGCGAACCGUUCGGCGAACCGUUCGGGACCUCACUAUUUAUGAUCUCUUUUUAAUGUUAUGUCACAAUAAUCCCUGGAUAACUGGUCUGCAGACAAAUGGCCAUUGGUAGAGUGGAUUAUGUUGUUUGUCAGUUUUAAUGCCUCCUUCCUCUGAGGCAAUCCUGUCCAUAGAGUGAGAUAUAGAUGGAGCAUCUUAAUAUAGCUGUAUGUUUGGCUGAAGUAUGUUUUCAGACCUCCGAGGCCUCUACUGUUAAACCUGAAGAAGGAACGUCUGAAUUCCAAAGAGCUAUGUGAAAAAAAAUUGGUCAUUCAGACAUAUGUCCUCUAUAUCUAUAACAUAAUUUUAUUGUGAAAACAGAAAAUGUCUGUGUGUAUUGAAGGGUUUGUCGUGUAAAAUCCCCAGCUUGUGUCUGCAGUGAGGGAUUUGGAUGUUUUUAUUGAUUGUUGUAAGGUGACAUUUUAAUAGACUAGAAAUGGAAGUAAUAAGAUAUUUAAACUCAGGUGUAUUGUAAAGAAAACAUUUUACAAAAAUAACAUGUACAAUAUGUUUUAUUUACGCCUAUGCUUAAAAAAACGGCACAUCUGAGAUUUUUUAAUAACCUGAUAGUUAAAUAGAAGCUAUUGGUUGUGCUUUUGAAAAACAAACAAACCCAAAAAACAGGUUAUAUUUUUUAAAAUUUCUGUCAUAUGCCUUGCAUAGCAAAAGCAUUCCAUGCCUUAUGCCUUAUAUGUCACGGUUAUCAGUGGAACCUAAACACGGAGACAGAUCACAGACACACAGGAUUGCAAUACCGGUCCUUACAGUGACCGGGCUAUGCAAAAGAGAGAGAGAGUAGUCAAAUGUACAAGCCGAGAUCAAGGACAACCGAGAGAUGGAAUACGAAAAGACAAGCCGAGGUCAAGGAUCAAAGAAAACAAAGUAAACGUGAGACAAGCCAAAGUUCGGUAACCAGAAAAUCAGACACAGUAUAACGCGCUAUUGGGCUAUCAAAGACAUCAACAGGGCAAAGAGGAAAGGAAAAGGUAAGCUUAUAUAGGUUUAGGACAACUCUGAUUGGCUAACUUCCAAUCAGAGUUAAUUAUUACACGUGGGAGGUACUUGUAGCUCCCAUUUUGACUAAUGACCUCAUCACUACGCGCCGAGUCAGGUGACUGACUCGGGUGCCUAUAAUAGCUCCAGGAGGCCAGCGGGGAAAGCAGAGACAGCCGCGAGCGGCGCGCGGUUACCAAGAGUGAGGGGAAGCCGCUAAUGGUGCGCGGGGAGUACAAACCGCCGCUUACGGUGAGGUAAGAAUUUAAACUACUGCUCACGGUGAGGCAGGAGGCAAGGUCUCCAUGAGCAGUGCACGGCCGACACGAGCCACAGCCUGCGGAGACCUGACAUUAUAUAGCAUGCUCUCUUACUUCUCCCUUAAACAGAUAGUCCGGGAAUACUUUAACAUUUUAAAAGUGACAUAAAAUGGUGUAUUAAACUAUAUUUUUUCCGUGUUCUAGAAGGAUAUGUCAUAGAUACAGAUGAAAAUGCGGAGAAGACAGACCAAAGUGAACAUCCAACUUUAAUGGACAAUUCACAUACAGGUGAGAGGCAGUGUUUUCCUGAAAGUAAUCCAGGUAAAAUCAUCAUAUUGCAAACUUAUUGGCAGUAACAAUAAUAGCAUCUCUCAUGUACUGUUUGCAUUGCUAUUAUUUUACCGGUACUUUUUUUUUUUUUUAGAUGGGUCAGCAAUUACUGGAACAUGUGACGAAUCUUAUUACUUGGCUAUGGCACAAGAUGCUAUUGAUUUGACAAAUAACCACCACAUAGCAGAAAGGCUGCAUUAUUGCUGUAGAUGUGGCAAAGGUUUGCCCAGUCAUGCUGACCUCAUAGAACAUCUAAAAACUCAUAUGGACGAGAGACCUUUUCCUUGUUCUGAUUGUGGAAAACGCUUUUAUAAAAGGUCAAAUCUUGAACAACAUCAGAAGAUUCACACUGGCGACAAACCUUUCGUAUGUUUGCAGUGUAAGAAGUGUUUUAUCAGUAACGCACAUCUCACUAGACAUCAAGUUACACACAGUGAAAAGACUCUGUUUAUCUGCUCCAGCUGUGGUAAGAGUUUUACGAGGAACUCAACGCUCAUUCAGCAUCAGAGAGUUCAUGAAGUAAGGGCACCAUUUCCUUGCUCAGUAUGCUGCAAAGUUUUCACACAAAAGUCAGAUCUCGUGAAACACACAAGAAUACACACUGGUGAGAAACCAUUUGCUUGUGGCAAGUGUGGAAAAUGCUUUAACCUUAGGUCAAGUCUUGUGAAACAUGAGCGGACACACACAGGCGAGAAGCCGUUUACAUGUCCACAGUGUUGGAAACGGUUCAGUCAAAACUCACACCUUGCCAAACAUCAAAAACUUCACAGAGGGGAGAAACCGUUUCCUUGCUUGCAGUGCGGGAUACGAUUUAUGAGUAACUCAGAACUUGCGAGGCACAUGGUGAUUCACACAGGAAGUAAACCUUUUUCCUGCACUGAAUGUGGGAAAUGCUUUAGUUGGAAGUCCUCUCUUGUGGAUCAUCUGAGAAUUCACACAGGAGAAAAACCAUUUGCUUGUUCAGAUUGUAGGGCAUGUUUUAACAAGAGGUCAGCACUUGUAAAACAUCAGAAAACACAUUUUAGCUUUGUAUGCACUUAACCCAAGGACUAUACAUUAAAUUAGUCUUAUAAAUAAUUUAGAAUUGUAUUAUGCUACAGAGCAGAAGUAGCCAGCAUGUGGCUAUACAGCUGAUGUAAAAAUGCAUCUUCCAUUGUGCUUUGUCACCCCAUAGCAUGACGAUGUCAAAGAAUCAUGCACUUGCAGAUAAACAAUACAAUACUGUUUGUUUCCUUAAAGGACACUUUAUACUUGCUGGAGGUGUGGGCGAGAUGUAGGCAUUAUGCUUCAUGUUUGGUGGUCCUGCUGCAGGCUCCAACCAUUCUGGACCGGCACAGCAAACCACUUGCAAAAAAAUAUUACCAACACCAUGGAUAGAUAACACAAAGAUCAUCCUUUACCAUACCUUAAUAUCUGACAAUUUAUUAAUCUCUAGACUUUGGAAAAAGACUAAAUUGGUCAUAUGAACUUUUGACCAUUCAACAGUUUGGUAUCUACAAGACAACCCAAGAAGCAAGUAGCGAAUGGGUAGCAAAAAUGAAAGACAUUCAUAAAUUUUUUUAAAUUCAGGAAAAAAAAAAAAGCAUUCUAAGUCAACCGUCCAGACAAAGGUCUCCGUCUCCACAAAGGUCCCACGUAGACAGAGACACGCCUAUGGGCCACAAAACUACUCAGUUGACGAAACUCUUGCUGUAAAAUUGAUGACUGGUGCCCACAUAACAUAAAGUGAUAUGACAUUGUGUCAUGCUAUGUUGGAAUGUAAACUUGAUAUUAAUGUUCCCCCCAAUGCCUCCCUUCUUGCUUUCUGUAUCCCCUCUUUUUUUUUCUUUGAUGCUUGCAAAACUAAUAAACUUCAAAUUGGAAAAAAGGCACUUUGUAAAAGUGCCAGUUUCCAUGAGAAAUCC
Messenger RNA from Pelobates cultripes (western spadefoot toad), 7360 nucleotides. The record is from the annotation of a GenBank genome assembly. Lineage: Eukaryota; Metazoa; Chordata; Amphibia; Anura; Pelobatidae.